AAAAUGUUUUAAAAUUUUAAAAUAAAAAGACCAUAAAAUGGUGUAUUAUAUUUUUCCUUAAUAAAGAUUCCCAUCUACAAAAUGGUACAAAAUGUUUAUUUUAAAAUUUCUCUUACUCCUCCCUUCAUCACUUUCCACCUGAUUUUCUUUCCUCUAAUCACAGCUUGUUUUCCAGUCCUCUCUCCUCAGAGACUCUCUCCCUCUCUUGGAUUUUCAUCUCAAGAAUCCAGACAGGGAGAGUGUGAAAUCACAGGAGGAACUAAUUAAACAAAGAAAUUCAAAAAGUUGUUGCUGCAAAAUCAAGAGGAUUCUUCUUCUUCUUCUUCAAAAGUUAGGGCAAAAGGUCUUUAUGGUUCUGAGCAUGCAUUGGAGUCUGCCUUGUUUCACUCUCUGAAUGGAAAACUAGUUAAAGGAAAGGCUUGAGAAAUUGUAAUCAGGAGAGAUGACGAAACAUGGGUUUAGCGAGUCAAUAAAAUCCUUCUUUGGGGAUCACAUUCAUCAUGAGAAAACCCAAGAACAUGAAAGUAAUAAAACAGAUUUCGAGGAUAAAGUAAAGAAAUUGUUGAAGCUGACCAAAGAAGUAGAUAAUGAAGCAGAAUCUGACAAAAGUUCAGAAAUCGUUCAUCUGGUUGAGAAUGUCCACGAACAAUAUGAAUCCCUCCAUAAUCGUUACAGUCAUCUCACUGGACAGCUACGAAGCAAGGCUGAUUACAAGGGUAAAACAGAUGGAAGCUCUUCAUCUUCCUCCAGCUCAGACUCGGAAUCUGACCAUUCUUCGAAGAAGCAAACCAAGAAAAAAAGCAAAGGAGAGAAUGGGUCUAAAAAUCUUACAGAAAGCCUGAAACAUGAACCUGAAGUUACAAAUAAGAAAUUGGCUGCUAUCAGUGAUGAGAUAGAAGCUUUAUAUUUGAAAAUGCAAGAAUCAGAUAAAAUCAUUGAAGAUCUCAAAAAGAUAGAAGCUGAAUUGAACCAGAAAUUGGAAGACAGAAAGAAAGAAAAUGAAGCUUUGAUCACGGAGAAGUCAACGGUUGUGGCCAAGAUGGAAGAGAGGGAAGAUGCAUUUUCUGCACUUACAAAGAAAUACUCAGACCUCGAAAGUGAAAAAUCAGCUGCAGUUCACGGGUUAGAGGCGCAGAUAGCUGACCUCAAACUGGAAUUUGACGCCCUAACUACCAGAGAAAAGGACCUUCAAGAACAAAUUGAAAGUAAAACCAGUGAAGCUAUACAGUUGAGAGAGGAAAACUCCAGUUUGCAGUUACUCAAAACUGAAUUGCAAGAUCAAGUUUUGGUCGUGGAAAGCAAAUUGAGCGAAAAAAUAGAAGAGAUCUCUGGUGUUCUGAGUAACCUUCAAACAGAAAUAGACACGUUGAGACUUCAGAAUGGCGAAUUGGAACAACAGGUGAAGACCAGAACCUCCUUUGCUAACCAGUUGAAAGAGGAUAUUUCUGCGUUGGACAUUCUGAAAUCCAACUUGGAAGGGCGAAUUAUUGGUUCAGAAGAAGAUUUGAGAUCGAAAGAAGGUAAUCUCAAUGACCUCCUGAAACAACUCGAGGAUGUUAAGACUAAAACAUCAGAAGAAGGUGAUGCCUUAAGGGAGGAUUUAAAAGCAAAAAUAAAGAACUUGGAACUGGAGGUAGGCUCGUUGGGUGCCCAGAAAAGCGAGCUAGAAGAGCAGUUAAGCAUUAAAGUCAGCCAGGCAGAACAGUCAUGGGGAGAGAACUCUGGGCUGCGAAUGUUGAAAUCUAGCAUGGAAGAACAGAUCUCUAAUCUGAAUAAUUUGGUAGAGGAAAUGAAAGGGAAAGAAGAGAACCUUUGUGAUCAGCUAAGAAAAGUUGAGGGUGACAAGAAUGAAGCACUAGCAGAAACCAAUACACUUGUGGAAGGCUUAAAGAUACAGGUAAGCAGCCGAAGUAGAUUCCUUGAGCAGACAGAAAAGCGAGUCAGAGGAGCAGGGAAAAGCUAUGUCCCAUGAAUAUCAACAGUUGCGAGCAGAAAAUUCGGAUCUGUUACUUCUAAAAUCCAGCAUGGAAGAACAGAUUAUAAAUUUAAACAGUUUGAUAGAGGAAAUGAAAGUGAAAGAAGAAAACCUUUGUGAUCAGUUGACAAAACUCGAGGAUGGCAACAACGUAGCAGUAGCAGAAACCAAUACAUUAAUGGAAUAAGUGUCGGGAUUAAAAAUGCGGGGAGGAAGGAUAGGAUUAUGGAAAUUUAUGAGAGAGCUAUUGCUAAUGUUCCUCCUGGCAGCGGUAUAUAUACAUGUGGAUCAAUUAUGCUCUGUACGAAGAGCUUGAUGCCGAAGACAUGGAUCAACGAGAGAAGUUUACAGGGAGUGUCUUAAGCUGAUUCCUCACAAGAAGUUCUCGUUCGCGAAAUAUGGCUUAUGGCUGCACAAUUUGAGAUACGACAGAAGAAUCUUAGACAGUGCAAUUGGAGUGUCGCGGCUGGCGCUAAAGAUAAGAAAAAUGUUAUGCUUAGAUCAAAUUUGCUGAAUUGGAGAUAUCUUUGGGUGAGACUGAACGGACCAGAGCAAUUUUUGAGCUUGCAACAGAACAACAUCAUUUGGAUAUGCCAGAAUUGUAUGAAAGGCAUACACCGAUUUCGAAAUUUCGGAGCGUGAGGAUGCAAAUACCAGGCUCUAUAUGAGAAGCUGCUAAUUCGCACAACCCACUAUAAGGUGUGGGAAGCUACGCCAAGUUUGAGGAUUCACUCCUAUCGAAGAGGAAGAUGAGCAAGAUGGAGAGGAAGAGAAUGAAGACCUUAUAGAACAGAAAAAGCAGUGCCUCAGUAAAGCUUGAGAGAUUUUUGAGAGAGCCCUGAAACAUUAUAGAGAAAAUGCUCCUGAGUUGAAGGAGAGAGCUAUGCUUUUGGAGGAAUGGCUGAAAGUUGGGCAGCAAUUCGGCAGUGUUGGAGACACAAAUAUCGUUGAGAAAAGGAUGCUGAAGAGCCUUAAGAAGAGGAAGGAGAUCUCUUCAGAUGAUGGUCCAACAGCUUAUGAAGAGUAUCAUGAUUACAUCUUUCCUGAAGAAACUUCUUGGAAGCUGCUUAUAAGUGGAAAAAGCAGAGGAUGGCUCAUAAUGAAGAUUGAUUCGACAUAGGUUGGAGGGGAGCAGAGUCACAAGAUCAGAGAAGUCUACAUAAUGUUUGUACAAGGCGGUUGCCCUCUUUUGCUUCAGAAAUUUCCAAAUUUCAUUGUAAUAUUGUAUCAAUUGAAGCUGCACUUAAGUAUUGCAGUCAGCAGUCCUCACUAUCUUCCUUUCUGCUUGUAGGGGAAGUUUUCCUUUUAAAAUCAUCUAUUUUUAUUUUCUUUUGUUGUUUUCUCGCUGGAA
Messenger RNA from Papaver somniferum (opium poppy), 3326 nucleotides. RefSeq names its product COP1-interactive protein 1-like. The record is from RefSeq and is a predicted model, not a curated record. Gene Ontology annotation, molecular function: actin binding. NCBI's taxonomy places the organism in Eukaryota, Viridiplantae, Streptophyta, Magnoliopsida, Ranunculales, Papaveraceae. The coding region runs from base 443 to 1972 and encodes 509 amino acids. The transcript is spliced from 9 exons.